UGUUUUCAGUGAAAGCUGGUCAGGCUUGGAUGUAAGCUUAAAAAAUGAACACAUUUCAACACCUGCGCAGCGGUGCAGCGGGGUAAGGUCGUGUGCGCUUCAAGAACGUCAUGAUGCAAGUUCAAACCACGUGCUGACUGUAGUGAGCUGCUCCAGACAGUAUGAAGAGCUGCCCCAGACUACACUCACUCUGGAGCCUCCAUUCCCAGAGAUAUUCACCGGGGAGACAGUCACUCUGAGGUGUGGGGUUGAGGGGGGUUCUGCUGGCUGGAAAUAUCUCUGGUACAAAGACAGUGAGGACACUCCAGUGCUCCAGACUGCUGACCACAGUAUAAAUGGUGACAGCUACACAAUCACUGCAGCUGCUGUAUCUGACCAGGGCCAGUACUGCUGUCGAGGACAAAGAGGAGAUCAGCCACUGUACUCACAGCUCAGUGAUAAAGUGACAGUAACUGUGUCUGAGGGUCAUCCUUGGGCUGUCCUGACCCUGCAGCCUGCCUGGUCACAGAUAUUCCCAGGAGAGACAGUCACCCUGAGCUGUGAGAUGGAGGGGGGCUCUGCUGACUGGAGGUUUAAACAGUACAGAAAUGGCCGUGAAGAGGCAGGGUGCAGUGAUCAAUACAGCAGGAGAGAUGGGGACAGCUGCAUAAUCAGUUACUCUCAGCAUUACCACAGUGGAGUGUACUGGUGUGAGUCUGCAUCAGGACAGGAGCACAGUAAUGCUGUCACCUUAACUGUGUCCAAUGGACGGAUGAUCCUGCAGACUCCCCCCCAGCCUGUGUUUGAGGGAGACUCUCUGACUCUGAGGUGUCAUGUACGCUAUGGUUAUAAAGCUACCAUGGUUAUAUUUUAUAAAGAUAAUAGACAGUUACAGUCCCGGGCUGAUACAGAGCUGAGUGUGGAUCGUGUUUCAAAGAGUGACGAGGGGUCCUACAAGUGCAAAGCAUGGUGGUGGUGGAACUCCUCCCCUUACUCUGGUGACUCUGCAGAGGUGCGGGUGACAGUGAGAGAGGGACGACCAAAGCCUGCACUGACCCGGGAGCCUGCAGGAGAGAUAUUUGAAGGAGACACGGUCACCCUGAGCUGUGUGGUUGAGGGGGGCUCUGGUGGCUGGAGAUAUCUCUGGUACAAAGACAGGCAGGGAGCUCCAGUGUACCAGACUGACAGCAGCAGUGGAACUGGAGCCGGAUACACAAUUAGUGCUGCUGCUCUGUCCCACAGUGGAGAGUACUGGUGUGGAGCUGGACGGGGCAGGAACACGUCUUACUCACAAUACAGCGAUCCCAACUGGGUAAAUGUAACUGCUCUGUUCUCCAGGGUGACUCUGACAGCAUCUCCAGGAGCCUCAGUGAAGGAGGGAGAGGCUCUUAACCUGACCUGUGAGGCAGCAGUGAACAAAACCCCCCGCCCUGAACUCCACUACACCAUUGUGAGAGACGGGGAGCCUGUGACUAACAGCACUGACUCUGCACUGUACAGCAUAGCCAGCACUGAGAAGAGCCACACUGGGAGCUACACGUGUGCUGUGGAGUCACAGGGAGUGAAGAAGAGCAGCCAGGAGCUACACAUUGAACUGCAAACAUCCUGGCACAGCGCUGUUGCUAUUGGCUACAGAGUGAGCUUCACUCUGAUUCAUUUCAUUGUGUUCAAUCUGAUGCUCCUUCAAUACUGCAGGAUCCAAGGUUCCUCGUGUCUCGCUGGUGGUAAGUCAAGGAAAACCUCGGAUCAGGAUCAGGAGCAGUCAGCAGAGGGGAUUGAGCUCUCCAGCCGUGUGCAGCACACUGGAGUGGAACUGGAAUAGUGCUGCAUUACCAUAGACUGGAGUGGAACUGGAAUAGUGCUGCAUUACCAGAGACUGGAGUGGAACUGGAAUAGUGCUGCAUUACCAGAGACUGGAGUGGAACUGGAAUAGUGCUGCAUUACCAGAGACUGGAGUGGAACUGGAAUAGUGCUGCAUUACCAGAGACUGGAGUGGAACUGGAAUAGUGCUGCAUUACCAGAGACUGGAGUGGAACUGGAAUAGUGCUGCAUUACCAGAGACUGGAGGAUUUUGUAAUGGUUGAUUACUUAUUGAUUGAUUUAAUUCUUUGAUUUAUUUGAUUGAUUGCAUUUUUAACUGAAGUUCAUAACUGAACUAUUUCUGUAUUCGUAAACUAUUCUGUAAUCAAUAAACUGCUUUACUCUA
Messenger RNA from Acipenser ruthenus (sterlet), 2185 nucleotides. Its product is annotated as Fc receptor-like protein 6. The transcript is spliced from 10 exons. Gene Ontology annotation, biological process: cell surface receptor signaling pathway. Lineage: Eukaryota; Metazoa; Chordata; Actinopteri; Acipenseriformes; Acipenseridae. Gene Ontology annotation, molecular function: transmembrane signaling receptor activity. The record is from RefSeq and is a predicted model, not a curated record. The coding region runs from base 545 to 1801 and encodes 418 amino acids.